AUGAUGAUGAUGAUCUGGUCUGGGAACAGGAAAUACUUGCUGACAGCAAGCACAUGCAUGCGUGAUUCAUCAAACCCGGCUCCUCGUGGAUGCCAUCGCUGCUUGCUCCUGGAUGAUGGCGAUAGUGGCGCUGUUGGUGAUGAUAAUGAUGAUGAUGACAAUGAUGAUCACAAUGAGCAAUUAUCUAUGAUUUCUCGUUCGGCUGCUGAUCGCUCGAUGCGCAGCCACACAAAAAAUGCUCAUGCGCGAAACAUAUUGAUAACGGAGCUCGUGACUGAUUGA
Messenger RNA from Gongylonema pulchrum, 282 nucleotides. The record is from the annotation of a GenBank genome assembly. NCBI's taxonomy places the organism in Eukaryota, Metazoa, Nematoda, Chromadorea, Rhabditida, Gongylonematidae.